ACAGAGAGAGAGAGCCGUCCAGAGAGCCGUCCAGACCCCUGACGAGGACACAGGGGAGGCCCCAUGCCUGCAGACCUCCAGUGACCCCUCACCAGGAGAGGAAUGAUAUGUCAAAGCGAGGACCGAGCAGACACCAGACGCUGAAGCACUUCUGCAACACCAUGGGGCUGCUAGGCUUCUUCAAGGAUUACAUCCUGGGCUUCCUGGACUAUGAGACCCCCAAGGUGAUGGUGGUGAGGAACCGCAACCUGGGAGUCAUCUACAGGGGGGUCCAGUUCCUGGUCAUCACCUAUUUCAUCUGGUACGUCUUCAUCAAGGAGAAGGCCUACCAGGACUUUGAGUCGGGCCUGGAGAGCUCGGUGACCACGAGGAUGAAGGGCACAGCGGUGCAGGGCGGCCUGGUGCACGACUCUGAGGAGUACGCACACCCCUCAGAGGGGUUCGAGGUGAUGAGCACCACGGUGAGACGAGACGUCACCCACGACCAGAGACAGGCCACCUGCGCUGAGCAUUUCUCCGUCCCAAACGCCAACUGCAGCGAGGAUUCAGACUGCAGGGAGGGAGAGGUGGACUUCGAUGGCCACGGCCCGAGGACGGGCCGCUGCGUCCCGUACUACGACCAGAGCUUCCGGACGUGUGAGAUCCAGGCGUGGUGCCCGGUGGAGGAGUACGCCGCCGUACGGGAGCCCCCGUUGCUGGAGGCCUUCAACUUCACCAUCGUCAUCAAGAACGCGAUCCGCUUCCCCAAGUUUAACGUGUCCAGAGCGAACGUCAAGGACUUUCCGAAGAAGCGGCAGCUGUCCCAGUACCUGGCGCGCUGCCACUACCACGCGGUGACGGAGCCGUACUGCCCCGUGUUCCGGCUGGGCUACAUCGCCCAGCGGGCCCGGCAGGACUGGGCCGAGCUCUGCCAGACGGGCGGCGUCAUCGGGGUCUUCAUCAACUGGCAGUGUGACUUUGACCUCAGCACGGCCAAAUGCAAACCCACCUACUCCUUCCGUCUGCUGGACACCAGGAAGGACCUCCCCACCGCCGGCUACUACUACAGGUUCGCUAAGUACUACAGCCGGGACGGCGUGGAGUCCAGGACGCUCAUCAAGGCCUACGGGGUCCGCCUGGACAUCAUCGUCCACGGAUACGCGGGGAAGUUCGGCCUCAUUCCGACCAUCAUCAACUCAGUGACGGCGUUGGGCUCCGUGGGGGUCUGUUCCAUCCUCUGUGAUUGGAUCCUGCUAACCUUCAUUGAUAAGGACGAGAUCUACAGCAACAAGAUGUUUGACGACUCCAGCAAAGACCCGGUCCAGCCCAACUCCACCGCUUUCACCAUCGUCAGCUACGGGUCAAACCAUUCCGACCUGUCAGAGGGGGUAGCGCUGUGAGGCCUGUUUUACCGACUGUUUUACAGACUGUCCUGCGACCAACAACAGACCGACGCUCCUCUCAGAACAGACUUCUGAGUUCAAAUGAUGGCGGAGAAUAAGAAGAAAGGUGUUCUGCUGCACAUUAAACCUCUAAUAACCGCCUCUAAUAAAAGCCCUUUCCCUAGAA
This is a messenger RNA of Gadus morhua (Atlantic cod), 1548 nucleotides long. RefSeq names its product purinergic receptor P2X, ligand-gated ion channel, 2. The record is from RefSeq and is a predicted model, not a curated record. Gene Ontology annotation, molecular function: ATP binding; purinergic nucleotide receptor activity; extracellularly ATP-gated monoatomic cation channel activity. The transcript is spliced from 12 exons. Bases 108 to 1379 code for a protein of 423 amino acids. Lineage: Eukaryota; Metazoa; Chordata; Actinopteri; Gadiformes; Gadidae. Gene Ontology annotation, cellular component: plasma membrane; signaling receptor complex. Gene Ontology annotation, biological process: response to ATP; calcium ion transmembrane transport.